Molecule: messenger RNA, 1329 nt
Organism: Lycium barbarum (goji berry)
Lineage: Eukaryota; Viridiplantae; Streptophyta; Magnoliopsida; Solanales; Solanaceae
Exons: 4
Coding region: 66-1031 (321 amino acids)
Molecular function (GO): hydrolase activity
Source: RefSeq, a predicted model, not a curated record
UUUGCCCACACAAAAGCUAAUAAAAACCCAAAAGAGACUCAAGAAAACACAAAGAAAAAUAAAAAAUGGAGAAGAUAGAGCACAAGAUGGUAGCUAUAAAUGGCCUAAAUAUGCAUGUUGCUGAAUUAGGCCAAGGACCAACAGUCCUCUUCAUUCAUGGCUUCCCUGAGCUCUGGUACUCAUGGCGCCACCAAAUCGUCUACUUGGCCGAACGAGGCUAUCGGGCUGUAGCGCCUGAUUUAAGGGGUUAUGGAGAUACUACAGGUGCACCCGUUAAAGAUUGUUCGAAGUUCAGUAUCUUUCACCUUGUGGGUGAUCUCAUAGCACUACUUGAAGCCAUUGCUCCAAAUGAAGAUAAGGUGUUUGUUGUUGCACAUGACUGGGGUGCCAUAAUUGCUUGGCAUUUAUGCCUUUUUAGGCCAGAUAAAGUUAAGGCUUUGGUGAAUUUGAGUGUCCAUUUUUUGCGAAGGAACCCAAAGAUGAACACUGUUGAAGGGCUAAAGGCUUUAUAUGGGGAAGAUCAUUAUAUGUGGAGAUUUCAGGUACCAGGAGAAAUUGAAGCUGAAUUUGCUCCAAUUGGUGCUAAGUCUGUUCUUAAGAAAAUGUUGACAUACCGCGAUCCUGGACCAUUUUAUUUUCCUAAAGGCAAAGGCCUUGAGGCUGUCCCUGAUGCUCCGAUUGACCUUUCAUCUUGGCUGUCUGAGGACGAGUUGGAUUACUAUUCCAGCAAGUUUGAGCAGACUGGUUUCACUGGUGGAGUUAACUAUUACCGAGCUUUUCCCCUAAACUGGGAACUCACAGCACCAUGGACAGGGGCUCAAGUUAAAGUUCCUACCAAGUUCAUUGUCGGGGAACUCGACUUGGUCUAUCAUAUACCAGGUGCUAAAGAGUACAUACACAAUGGUGGAUUUAAGAAAGAUGUUCCUUUGUUGGAAGAAGUUGUGGUUUUGGAAGGUGCAGCUCACUUUGUCAACCAAGAAAGGCCAGAUGAGAUUAACAAGCACAUCUAUGACUUCAUUCAAAAGUUCUAAAUUUCUCUUUUCCUUUCAUUUUCUGGAAAAAUAAGAUCUCAUUAAUGUUUCUCCUGUUGCUUAUGAGUAAAGGAGUAGUAAUAAGCCAGAAUAAAUUAAUCGCGUCUGUAGCAUUUUGUGCAAGCAGUGUUGGUUUGUCGUCAUAAUUUGGCAUGUAAGUAGUUUGAAUUUGGAACGUAACGUUGUGAUAGUAAGGCAAAGUAUUCCACCACAAAUUCCAUCCUUGAUCCGACUUAACGACGGAUUAGUGAUGAAUUAUGAGAAAAUUAUGUUAGAUAUGGACUAUUUAACGUCAUAA